Molecule: messenger RNA, 1040 nt
Organism: Phytophthora sojae
Lineage: Eukaryota; Oomycota; Peronosporomycetes; Peronosporales; Peronosporaceae
Exons: 1
Coding region: 38-940 (300 amino acids)
Biological process (GO): water transport; glycerol transmembrane transport
Cellular component (GO): plasma membrane
Molecular function (GO): glycerol channel activity; water channel activity
Source: RefSeq, a predicted model, not a curated record
GCCGACACUUCCCGUCAAGCGAGCACUCCACCCCAAGAUGGCGACCCCUUCGAACGCAGCGGACAAGAUCGAGCACGGCUACAUGGACCUGGAAGCCCACGAGACGGCUGUGAACGGCGGGGCCCCCGUGAACACGAGCCGCUUCGCCAUCAAGAGCCCGGCCCUUCGAGAGUUCUGCGCCGAGUUCGUGGCCGUCUUCGUCAUGAUGAGCUUCGGCCUGGCCGCGACGUGCCAGUCCAUCCUGAGCAGCAGCAAGUACGGCGACUUCACGCAGAUCGUCUUCGGCUGGGGUAUCGGAGUGCUCUUCGGCAUCCACAUCGCCGGCGGCGUCUCCGGCUCGCACCUGAACCCGGCCAUCACGACCACGGCGGCGCUCUUCGGCAUGUUCCCGUGGAAGAAGGUGCCGACCUACAUUGCCGCGCAGACGCUGGCCUCGUACCUGGCCGCUCUGUUCGUGUACGUGCUCUACCGGCCGCUGCUCAACGUGGCCGACCCGGAGAGGCAGACUACGCACGCCAUCUUCGCGACCUACCCGAACGAGUACGUGCCCACCUCCGUGGCCUUCCUGACCGAGAUGUUCGCGACGGCGCUGCUGGUGGGCGGUAUCUUCGCCGUGCUGGACCAGCACAACCGCCCGGCCAGCCCGUUCAGCGCCCCGAGCGCCGUGGCGCUGCUGGUGGUCGGUAUCGGCAUGGCCUUCAGCGUCAACACCGGCUGCGCCAUCAACCCCGCUCGCGACUUCGGCCCUCGCCUCAUGAUGCUGACGGCCGGCUGGGGAACACGAGUUUUCUCGCUCGAUAGUUACUACUUUUGGGUCCCCAUUGUUGCCCCCACCGUCGGCGGCGCGCUCGGCGGGCUUGUGUACGUGGUGCUCGUGGGCCACCACCACCCGCAAAAGGUCACCGUCGUCCGCAAGCACGGCGAGCAGUUCCACUUCUAAGGUGUUGAGUACUGUAUGGUGCCAAGCCGCCACGAGGGCGUGCAUGUAAGAGAGUUGAAUCGUUUCCUGCGCUUGCAGUUGCUAACAUGAAGAAGAAUCC